Molecule: messenger RNA, 1629 nt
Organism: Ostertagia ostertagi
Lineage: Eukaryota; Metazoa; Nematoda; Chromadorea; Rhabditida; Trichostrongylidae
Source: the annotation of a GenBank genome assembly
AUGAAAGUCAUGCCGGUAGCUAUAAUAACUGGGGCAAGCUCCGGAAUCGGCCGCGCGGCUGCAUUACUAUUCGCUAAGAACAAGUAUCAACUAUCCCUCACUGGUCGAAAUGAAAAUGCCUUGAAAGAAGUCGCUAAGGAAUGUGUUCAACAGGGAAUUUCUGAAAAUGACGUGAUCAUCAGUGCAACGGAUCUAGCCACAGAUAGUGCACCGAAGAUUAUUGUCGACAAUACGAUCAAUAAAUUCAAUAAAAUUGAUUCAUUGGUGAAUUCCGCCGGAAUUCUCAGAGCUGGUGAGGUGCUUAAUUCCGACAUCAGCGUCUACGAUGAACUAUUCAAUGUCAACGUCAGAUGCUUGGUGCGUCUAACUAGAGCAGCACUCCCUCACAUUAUCAAAUCAAAAGGGACAGUGGUCAAUGUUAGCAGCAUUAAUGGGCCGUGUCCGUUCCCUGGUGUAACAUACUACUGCAUGUCUAAAUCGGCCGUGGAUCAGUUCACUAAGUGUCUCGCUCUUGAAAUGGCGCCACAUGGAGUCAGAGUGAAUGCUGUCAAUCCUGGAGUUACCGUAACAAAUCUGCACAGGCGAUCUGGUCAAGACGAAAAGACUUAUGCCGCGUUUCUGGAAAAGAGCAAAACAACACAUGCACUCGGCCGGCCCGGAGAUGCAAAGGAGGUCGCCGAAGCAAUCCUGUUCUUGGCUUCUGAGCGAAGUAUUCUUAGGUUGUCAAAUUGUGAUCUUAGAUUACGGUCAUAUAUGUACAUGUAUUGUCGCUUCUUGUCAACUGUUCUUCUGACGAAAUUAUAUGAGGUAGCUCAAAAUGGUGCUUGUUGCAGUCAUAACUGUUGCGAAUAUGUGUCAUUAGGAGCCUCGUCUGGCAUUGGAGCGGCAAUUGCUCUACGGCUAGCGGAAGAAGGUUAUGCAUUAUCGCUCAGUGGUCGAGAUGAAGACGCGCUGAAAAAGACUGUCAAGUCAUGCUUCAACGCUGGAGCACCGGGAGCAAUCACUACUGUUGGCGAUUUAUGUGACGAGGCGAAUGCAAAGAAACUCAUCGAUCACACAAUGAAGGAGUUCCAACGAAUCGACACAUUGAUUAACUGCGCUGGAGUGCUGACGUCUGGAAACAUCCUAGAUACAGAUAUUGAUGUGUAUGAUCGCCAAAUGGAAGUGAAUGUGAGAAGUGUCGUCAUGCUAACUCGUCUAGCGCUUCCUCACAUAAUCGAUGCGAAAGGAACGGUCGUGAAUGUUUCAAGCAUUGCAGGUCCAUGCGCGGCAAGUCCGUUUCCUGGUGUUUCCUACUACUGCAUGUCCAAAGCAGCUAUUGACCAAUUUACAAAGUGCCUAGCUCUUGAGAUGGCGCCACAUGGAGUUCGCGUAAAUGCGGUGAAAUUUCAAGGUCGCUCUUUCAGUCCGGGUGUCAUCGUCACGGAAGUGCAUAAGCGAUCUGGUAUGAGUGACAGCGCUUAUGAAGGGUUCCUCGAAAGAAGUAAAACUACUCAUGCUCUUGGACGUGUAGGAGAACCAUCUGAAGUAGCUGAAGCUGUGUUGUUCCUCGCUUCGGAGAAGAGUUCAUUCACUACUGGCCAGCUGUUGAAGGUGGAUGGCGGCAGAGGAAUUAUGCAUCCUCGUUGA